AUUGCUGAAUCCCAGAACAGAAUGGUUAGCAACAGUCAGUCAAAUAAAUAAAAUUUCAUAUCACCACGUAUUUUGGUUGGUCGCAACUGCAACUCCCUUUCUACCCCAAUCUCACCAAAUUAAAUCCUUUUUCUCUUUCUUAUAAAACUAUAGAUAAAAAAUAUUGGUAUUUUACAAUAAAUUUUUUUUGUUUUCUAUAUAUAUGAGUCGACUUUCAAAGCAUGUAGCAUAAAUUACUUGUACUAUUCAAUUUAUUCAUAUGGAUAAGUGUAGUACUCAUCAGAAGCAUCCCACAACUCAAAAUGAAGCAAGCAGUGUUGAGUGGGAAUUCAUAAAGAUGACAGAGCAAGAAGAAGAUAUGAUAUGCAGAAUGCACAAGCUUGUGGGAGACAAGUGGGAUUUAAUAGCAGGAAGAGUUCCAGGCAGAAGUGCAAGAGAGAUUGAAAGAUUUUGGUUGAUGAGAAUUAAUGGUGGUGGAAAGAACAAAGAAGACAAAAUUAUUGAUCGGGCCCCACCGCUCCACGUAUUCGACUAAGAAUUAAUAGUAUAGUUGUAGCUCUACUCUAUUUAUAAUAUAGUACUAUUUGUUAUUGUAUUAAAUACUCGGUAAACGUCGUCUAUUUUGUUAAA
Salvia splendens (bonfire salvia) is the source of this 630-nucleotide messenger RNA. RefSeq names its product MYB-like transcription factor ETC3. Gene Ontology annotation, biological process: regulation of DNA-templated transcription; cell differentiation. NCBI's taxonomy places the organism in Eukaryota, Viridiplantae, Streptophyta, Magnoliopsida, Lamiales, Lamiaceae. Gene Ontology annotation, cellular component: nucleus. Gene Ontology annotation, molecular function: transcription cis-regulatory region binding. The coding region runs from base 260 to 535 and encodes 91 amino acids. The record is from RefSeq and is a predicted model, not a curated record. The transcript has 3 exons.